AUGUUACAUGAUGAAAAUGAUGAGGAGGAUGACAUUCCAAGAUUGUCUGCAGAAACCCUGGCUGCCUUGCAGGAGUUUUAUUUGGAAGAAGAACAAAGGAACAUGGAGGAGGAUGCUGCCAUCUCCUCAACAAACACAAACAUGCCAAAAGAAGAUUGGCAAUUGAGUCAAUUCUGGUAUGAUGAAGGCACGGCAAGAACCUUAGCAAAUGAAUGCAUAAGUUCCGUUGGAGAGAAUGGUAGGGUAGCUUUUAUAUCCAGUCCAACAAUUUUUGCAAAGUUAAAAGAGUUACACCCAGAUAUCAGCAGCAAUUCAGUUUGUUUGGAGUAUGACAGAAGAUUCUCAAGCAUAUUUGGGUUGAACUACAUAUUUUAUGAUUACAAUGAGCCUCUGAACCUGCCUGAAAGUUUAAAGUCUUCUUUUGAUUUGGUGGUCCUUGAUCCUCCAUUUCUAUCUGAGGAAUGUCUUGAAAAGUCAGCCAAGACGGCUCAGUAUCUUACCAAUGGAAAGAUUCUGUUGUGCACAGGAACAGUGAUGGAAGAUGCAGCAUACAGAUUAUUGAAUGUGAAAAGACUUAAAUUUACGCCUAAACAUUCUAACAAUUUGUCAAACGAAUUUUCCUGUUUUAGCAAUUUUGAUACAAAACUAUUGUGA
This is a messenger RNA of Helobdella robusta, 654 nucleotides long. RefSeq lists its product as hypothetical. The transcript is spliced from 4 exons. Gene Ontology annotation, molecular function: nucleic acid binding; protein-lysine N-methyltransferase activity. Lineage: Eukaryota; Metazoa; Annelida; Clitellata; Rhynchobdellida; Glossiphoniidae. Gene Ontology annotation, biological process: methylation. The record is from RefSeq and is a predicted model, not a curated record. The coding region runs from base 1 to 654 and encodes 217 amino acids.